Messenger RNA from Peronospora matthiolae, 366 nucleotides. The record is from the annotation of a GenBank genome assembly. NCBI's taxonomy places the organism in Eukaryota, Oomycota, Peronosporomycetes, Peronosporales, Peronosporaceae.
AUGGGUAAAAACGGUGUACGCCCUGGUCCGGAAAAGAUCAAGGCGACUAGCGACUGUCCUGUGCCAGUCGACGUCAAGGGACUUCGAAAGUUCCUUGGCUUGGCAGCGUAUUUGCACAAACACUCGCGCAUCUAUGCCGAGAUGACUGUACAUCUCUCUCGUCUGCUAAAGAAAAACGAGAGGUGGUCAUGGAGCACUGAGUGUCAGCACUCUUUUGAUAGCAUCAAGAAAAGCUUGGUGCAAUCGCCUGUGUUGGCGAUUGCAGACCAGGAUAGACCAUUUCAUGUGGUCUGUGACGCCAGCGAUUUUGCAAUCGGCUGCGCGUUAAUGCAGUUCGACUCAGACGGCGUUGAGCGCGUCGCCUGA